AUGUCGCCGGCAGAGCAGCCAAAAGUUGUGGGGGUGAUGGGUGGAUCCUUCAACCCCAUUCACUUGGGCCAUGCAUUGCUUGCGAUAACCGUGCACCAGACCAAGCCAGUCGACGAAGUCCUUCUCGUACCUGUUUUCAAGCACCCGGUGAAGAAGGACCUGCUUCCCUUUGAAGAUCGCGUUGCAAUGUGCGAGCUCGCCGUGUCCGCAAGCGGCAUAGGCGUGAGCUCCGUCGAGCAGGAGACCGAAGAGUCAAACGCAGUGAUGCUGCGUGCCCUGCGGAACAAGUAUCCCGAGGGAAGCAAACUGCUGUGGGUCUGCGGGGAUGAUGUGUUCGAGUGGAUUUCCAACGAGCGUGGACAGGCCAUGCUUUGCGAGCUGGACGGGCUCAUCGUCCAAAGGCGGUUGCACAAGGCACCUGACAACCAGACUGACCGCUUCUACCAAGCACCAGUGGACAGUGAUUUGGUGCGGGCCUUGGCCGCGGAGCAUCAGGUUCAUGUCGACUUCAUCUAUGGCGAGCUGCCGCACUACUCGUCCACCCUCGUACGCAACUCCCCUGCAAGCUGGCGAGCCUUCCUGCCCCAGAAAGUGGCGGCGUAUUUGGACGAGCGACCAGCACUUCUGGCACAACUGGUGCGCAGCGGCGACGCGCCGCCAGCCCAGAUGACGCCCCCAUCGUCGCCACUCGGGGACACGGCGGAAUGUGAAGAUCUGGAUGAUGACGUUCUGGAGCAGACGGUCCCAGAAAAGCUGGAGAAGCCAGUCGCCGUGGGGUUUGUGGACCUCGUCCCAGACGAGGAGACGUCCGCCUCCACACCGUCAGAUGCAGCCGACUUGCCUCACAUCCUCGGCUCCAUCUUGCGCAGCAAGCGCUCGCCCCCGUCCAGGAGCCCCAACCGCAAGCGGACCGUGUCCAGACCACCCUCGGGGCAGCGACUCCGGGAGGCAGCACUGUCUUGUGUCAUGCGCUGCCUGGCGACAGUCCAUUCGCUGCAAAGGGAGCGUGGCCAGACCGCGCUCGCUUUGGCGCUUCGGGGCUCUCCGGAAGGUGAUGUCGCGGCAAGAAAGUUGCGCAACCUCCGCCGUGCUACCACAGAGACGCUGCAAGGUGACGAGGCAGAGCUCCUCCAUGCAGCCGGCUUCGCAGCUGGCGCUGCGGGAGCCGUGGCGGAGGAGCUUCGUCACGUACCCAAAUGGCUCAGCUACGACCGUGCACUGCUUGACCAGCUUUUGGCAGAGGCUCCGGGCCCUGACGGCCCACAGUGUUGGAUGCGACGUUCCUCGCUUCUGGACAAGUUCAAUGUGCGAGUUGAUGUCCUCAUUGACGCGUGCGUCCGCGCCUUGGGCGAGCUCAUGGUGUCACGCAAUGGGGCUCCUCUGCAGGUAUGGAGCGACUACGAUGCAACGGCAGAAAAGUUCGCAUGCGACGAAGACACCGAGACCACAGGUGAGUGGCUCCUGUCCCUCUUUCAGCAGUAUGCAGACUGCAAGGAAGCGCUCGGGCGAUUGCGAUGCUUCGUGGCAGCCGGGGGCCAGAAUGCUCCUCACCUCAUCAGGACAUCCUUCAGGGCCCGACGGCGUUUGAAUGAGGUGAUCGAGCACAAGGACCGGAUGCUGCGACGGGUCCUCUCGACCGAGCAGGCCAGCCCCGGUGCGGAGCACCCUGGGGCGCACACCGCCGCGGCGCUGCACAAGAUGCUGCGCUCAGUAUCACAGAUGGAGUUCCAGCUGAUGGGAUGCUUCGCCCGUAGCACGCCUUUAGAGGUGAUGCACGAGGCUUUAGCAAACCGAGACCGGGAGCGGGAGGAGUAUGACGUCACGAAGUGGUUUGGCACCCUUACGUCAGUCAUCGAUCUCAUGGUGACUCUGGACCAGGCUUUGGCCGCAUUUAUUUGCACUUACUCCGAGGGCAGCGAUGCUUAG
This is a messenger RNA of Symbiodinium necroappetens, 1926 nucleotides long. The record is from the annotation of a GenBank genome assembly. NCBI's taxonomy places the organism in Eukaryota, Dinophyceae, Suessiales, Symbiodiniaceae.